Molecule: messenger RNA, 1169 nt
Organism: Bombus impatiens (common eastern bumble bee)
Lineage: Eukaryota; Metazoa; Arthropoda; Insecta; Hymenoptera; Apidae
Product: protein PTHB1-like
Exons: 3
Coding region: 314-1030 (238 amino acids)
Biological process (GO): cilium assembly
Cellular component (GO): membrane; BBSome
Source: RefSeq, a predicted model, not a curated record
ACCGAAAAAAGAAAAAAGAAUACAGAGAAGAAACGUAAGGAUCCAAACGUUUGAUCCUUCUCACGGAAAAGUUGUCGAAACGGUCGGUCGAUUGAUCGUCGGGCGAUAGCGUCGAAUGGGCUAGCGACGCACGCGAGUGCGACGAUCGAACCACGUCGGUCGACUUAAGUUACGUAACAAAUUCCGCUCGAACGCCGUGUUUUGAAGCAGCGACUCCAUAGUAACGCCGAUAGAGGGUAGAAAAGAGAAACGCGAGGCAAGCGGCCGCGAGAUAGUAAACCAUUUUCGUUGGUCCUCGAGCGUUUAGACAGCGAUGUCGUUGUUCAAGACGAAAGAGUGGUGGCGAACGAGGUGCGGUGCGAACGAAACAUUCGAUAAGCACAGCCUGUUGGCAGCGCCGUUGUUCGGAAAGGAGAGACAAGAUGUGCUCGUGGUGGGAAGUCACGACGGUUACCUAAGGAUGUACAGUCCGUCGUCGCGAUGGGUGGACGAAACGAAAUCACCGACCAACUACAAGUCCACGGAUUUGAUGAUCGAGACUCGAUUAGACGAUUGCAUCGUGGAUAUGAAGGCGGGAAAGUUCGUCUCAGGAUCGCAAGAUCUACGUUUGGCGGUAUUGACGCCAUCCAAGUUGACUGUUUACAACGUGGCUCUGGUCGACCAAUCCACCGAAUACGGAGAUCGGUGCGAACUGAAGAUCGCUUACGAGCAUCCGCUGCCGAGAUUUCCGGCAUCGUUGACGACGGGACCGUUCGGCGGCGUUCGCGGCAGAGACUUUCUCUGCGUUCAAUGCCUGGACGGGACGCUUCUGUUCUACGAGCAGGAGAUGUUCGCGUUCAGCCAGGUGACGCGCAAUCGGUUGUUGGCCGAGCCGAUCAUUUACGUUCCGCGCUACGAUCUGUUCGUCGCCGCCAGCUCCUCCUGGUAUCUCGAGUGUCACAGGCACGUGUUUGCUCGAUGCGUCGUCGCGUCGUCCGCUCGACCACGGCCGCUAAUAAAACUCGGUGUCGCGGUGGCGACUCGAGCGUAACGCGUAAUUAAAUAAGUAAGUAAGUAAGUAAGAUAUAUGGCGUGGGUUGCGUUGCCAUUGCGUAGGUACCAAAGUAUGGCGGAGUGGUCGAGAAGCACGGAACGAGUCUCCGGGAGCGCGAACGGCGCGGAGGAGCGCG